AUGUGUGAGUGUCUCCGUGGAAUAUUCCGAGUCACCUGGACACCUUCCUCCGAUGCAGACUCAGAUAGAGAAGACGACGACGGCCAUGUUUACAGCGCCAGCAGAGGUCAAACUGUGAAAGAUAAGAAGCGGUCUCCCCCUUCCAGCAGACCCCCCACCGGCCCACAACGCAACCCUCACCACAGCACCUCUGCAGACGAACACGAGAGUCCUGAAAGAGUGGAGCAGAAGGAGAAGCUCCAUGCAGAGUUGAAGCAGGUGCUGAGUCAGAAAAGAAGUCAAUUGAGAGCGUCCACCUGCCGACUGGCCCAACCAGAGAUGGACCCCGAGCCUUCUAACGGGCAAACAGCAACAGCAGAAGCCGCCGAGCCUCCAGUGGAGAUCGUGGUGGAGACGGAGGCCGAAGCCGGAGCUAGCGGCUACAGCGUGACCGGCGGUGGCGAGCAAGGCAUUUUCAUCAAAGACGUUCUCAAAGACUCACCAGCCGCCAAACAUCUCAGCCUGCAGCAAGGUGACCAGCUGCUCAGCGCCAAGGUUUACUUUGACAACGUACGCUAUGAAGACGCUCUUAAGAUCCUCCAAUGUGCCGAACCCUACAAAGUCAGCUUCCUGGUCAAGCGGACAGUCCACGGACAGGAGGUCUGUAUGCGACCCCGCCUACCCAGUGUGGAUAUCAAGGGUCCUAAAGCCAAGAUGGCCAAAAUGAGCGUGAAGGGCAUGAAGCCUUUUAAGGCCAAGAAGAAGCGAGGCGGUCGCUUCGGUCUGAAGAGGCUGAAGGAGAAACGGCGUGAGGAGCUGGUGAUUGAAGGAACGCCUCCCUGGCUGGAAAUGAGCGACGUGGAUGUAGAAUUCUGCCUACCCAAAUUCAAAAACAGACGGAGUGACCACCUGGAGGCAGAAGGGGGGGCUGCGGUCAAGGCAAAGAGGAAAAUCAGAUUUCCUCGGAUGAAGACGAAAGGUCAGAGUGGAGGAAAAGAGGACAGUGGAAGACUGGAGGCAAAGGGGAAGUUUUCACCAGCUGAGAUUCCUGGAGCCAAAGUGAAAGCCAAAGGAAAAGCUCCCAAGUUUGGAAUCAACUUGCCUGUGAGCAAGGAUGCCAAGUCUGUAUCGGUGGAACUGGAGAAGCCGGACGUUAACAUCCCGCCGCCAUCUUUAGAGUUCAGUCUGCCUGCUGCGAAAGUUGUGGAUGUGGAGUUGGGGGGACCGUCGUUGAGUUCCCCGGAUGUGGAGUUCGCGCUCCCUUCCAGCAAAGCUGCUGCAUCUUUGCCCGCUGGAAAGGUGGAAAUUAAAGCUCCAAAAAUUGAAAUCAAAGGAGGAGAUGCUGAAGUUGACAUAGAAAAAGGCAAAAGUGACGGAAAACUACGAAUGCCAAAGUUGAAACUUCCCAAAAUGCGACUCUCGCGUCAUUUGGAUGAAAUUGACGACGACAAAGGGAAGGUCACAGCAAAAGCAGACAUUAGUAUUCCGAAAGUGGAAAUAACAGGGGGCGUUCCAUCAUUUCAAAAGCCUUCUGUUGACAUCUCUUUACCAAAAGUCAAAGGAAAAACUGACAUCAAUGUAAAAACGACAAUCAAGAAACCUGCAAUAGACAUUUCUGUGCCGGAUGUAGAGCUGUCUGUUGGGAGACUUCCAGAUGAAGUGGAGGGCACUUUCAAAGGACAAGAAAUAUCGAUGCCUGCACAUGAUAUUUCAUUACCAACGAUGGAAUCCCCUGAACUGGAUGUUGAGGGCACAGAAAGCAGAAGUAAAUUCUGUCUCCCUUCCGCUGAUGUUGGAGUAGACAUGAGUCAUUACAUAGGUGGAGAUGGAAAGUUCACCUUACCGAAUUUUGAUGUAUCCCAAUCACAAAAUGUUCAAAGACCAGAUGUUGAAGGAAGCUUCAAGUUGCCGAGUGUGGACUUGUCGCUUCCCAAAGGCAAAGAAGUGGACGUUGAGCUGCCAGAUGUAGAUAUUUCUUUACCCAAAGUCAAUCUUCCGGAAGGUGAUGUCAAACUGAAAGGUCCAAAACUGAAAGGAAGAAAGUUAGAAAUGCCAGACAUCAAUGUCUCACUUCCCAAAGGAAAAGUCGAUGGUAGCAUUGCUCUUGAAGGCCCUGAUAUCAAAGGAGGAAAGUUCAAAAUGCCAACAUUAGAUGUUUCAUCCCCGAAAGUCAAUCUUCCAGAGGGUGGUGUCAAACUGAAAGGCCCAAAACUUAAAGGAGGAAAGAUGGAAAUUCCAGAUGUCGAUGUCUCACUUCCCAAAGUUGAGGGUGAUUUUGACAUUGAAGGAGCAAAGUUCAAAAUACCAACAGUUGAUGUUUCUUUACCAAAAGUCGAUCUCCCAGAAGGUAGUGUUAAAUUAAUAGGUCCAGAGGUCAAAGGAAGAAAGCUGGAAACACCUGACGUUGAUGUCACAAUUCCAAAAGUUGAGGGUGAUAUUAAUCUUCAAGGUCCAGGCGUCAAAGGAGGAAAGAUCAAAAUUCCAAAAUUUGAUGUUUCUUUACCAAAGGUCAGUCUUGUGGAAGGUGGAGUUAAACCAAAAGGUCCACAUAUAAAAGGAAAAAUGGAAAUUCCAGAUGUUGAUGUCUCGCUUCCCAAAGUUGAGGGUGAUUUUGAAAUAAAAGGCACUGAUGUGGAAGGGGGAAAGUUCACAAUGCCAACUUUUGAUGUUUCUUUCCCAAAAGUCAGUCUAUCAGAAAGUGAUGCUAAAUUAAAAGGUCCAGAAGUCAAGGGAGGAAAGAUAGAAAUGCCUGAUAUCGAUGUCUCACUUCCCAAAGGAAAAUUUGAAGGCGGUGUUGAGUUUGAAGGCCCUAAUUUUAGAGGAGGAAAGCUCAAAAUGCCAACAUUUGAUGUUUCUUUACCAAAAGUUAAUUUUCCAGAGGGUGGUGUCGAACUAAGAGGUCCUGAUUUCAAAGGAAAAAUUAAAAUUCCAGAAGUUGAUGUCUCAGUUCCAAAGGGUGAAGGAGAUUUUGAUAUUCAAGGCCCCGAUGUCAAAGGAGGAAAGUUCAAAAUGCCGACGUUGGAUAUUUCUUUACCAAAAGUCAGCCUUCCAGAAGGCGGCGUUAAAUUAAAAGAUCCAGUAUUCAAGGGAGGAAAGAUGGAAAUGCCAGAUGUUGAUGUCACACUUCCCAAAGUUGAGGGUGAUUUUCAUCUACAAGGCCCUGAUGUCAAAGGAGGAAAGUUUAAAAUGCCAAAAUAUGAUGUUUCUUUACCAAAAGUCAAUCUUCCAGAAGGAGAAGUUCAACUGAAAGGUCCACAAAAAAUGGAAAUGCCAGACAUUGAUGUCUCAGUUCCAAAAGUUAAGGGAGGUUUUGACAUUAAAGGCCUUGAUGUCAAAGGAGGAAAGUUCAAAAUGCCAACACUGGAUGUUUCUUUGCCAAAGGUUAGUCUUCCAGAGGGAGGUGUCAAACUCAAAGGCCCAAAAAUCAAAGGACAGAUCGAAACUCCAGAAGUUGAUGUCUCCGUUCCGAAGGUUGAGGGAGCUUUUGAUCUUGAAGGCCCUAAUAUAAAAGGAGGAAAGUUCCAAAUACCACCAUUAGAUGUUUCUUUGUCAAAGGUUAGCCUUCCAGAAGGUGGGGUCCAACUAAAAUGUCCUGAAUUCAAGGGAAAAAUGAAAGUUCCAGAUGUUGAUGUCUCAGUUCCAAAGGUUGAAAGAGAUUUUGACUUUGAAGGCCCUGAUGCCAAUGGAGGAAAAUUCAAAAUGCCAACAUUGGAUGUUUCUUUACCAAAAGUCAGUUUUCCAGAAGGUGGUGUUGAAUUUAAAAGUACAGAAUUCAAGGGAGGAAAAUUGGAAAUGCCAGACAUUGAUGUCACACUUCCCAAAGUUGAGGGUAAUGUUAAUCUUCAAGGUCCUAAUGUCAAAGGAGUAAAAUUCAAAAUGCCAACGUUGGAUGUUUCCUUACCUAAGGUCAAUCUCCCAGAGGGUGACAUCAAACUAAAAGGUCCAGAACUUCAGGGAAGAAAGGUCGAAAUGCCAGACUUAGAUAUUUCACUUCCUAAAGGAAAAGCUGAAGGAAAAAUAGGAAUUGAAGGGCAAGUUGGCAAAGGAGGGAAGUUUCAUAUGCCUUCUGUCGAUCUUUCUCUUCCUAAGAUGAAAACUAAAAGUCCAGAGAUCAAUAUUGAAGGCCCCGAAUUUAAAGGUGGAAAAGUGUCCGCCCCAGAUGUAGCUGUUUCUAUUCCAAAGGUUGAAGGUCCUGAAGUUAAUCUUCAGAGUCCUGAUGUCAAAGGAGGAAAGUUUAAAGUGCCAACUUUCGAUGUGUCCUUACCCAAAGUCAGAAUCCCUGAAGGCGGUAUUAAACUAAAAGGUCCAGAAAUCAAAGGAAGAAAGAUGGAAAUGCCAGACGUUGAUGUUUCAGUUCCUAAAUUUGAAGGUGAUGUUAAUCUACAAGGCCCUGAUAUCAAAGGAGGAAAGUUCAAAAUGCCACAUUUGGAUGUUACUUUGCCAAAAGUCAGUCUUCCAGAGGGUGGUGUCAAACUAAAAGGUCCUGAAAUUAAAGGAAAAAUGCAAAUUCCAGAUAUUGAUGUCUCAAUUCCAAAUGUUGAGGGAGAUUUUGACAUUGAAGGCCCUGAUGUUAAAGGAGGAAAGUUCAAAAUGCCGACAUUGGAUUUUUCUUCACCAAAAGUAAAUCUUCCAGAAGCUGAUGUUAAACUAAAAGGUCAAGAGCUUGAGGGAUGCAAGAUUGAGAUGCCAGAUUUAGAUAUCCCCAAAGGGAAAGCUGAAGGACAAAUAGGAAUUGAAGGGCAAGUUGGCAAAGGAGGAAAGUUUCAUAUGCCUUCUGUUGAUCUUUCUCUUCCUAAAAUGACAAUUAAAGGUCCAGAGAUUAAUAUUGAAAGCCCUGAAUUGAAGAGUGGAAAAGUCACUACUCAGAAUGUAAACCUUUCCCUUCCCAAGGUUGAAGAUGACCUGAGUCUUGAAGGUCCUGAUGUAAAAGGAGGAAAGUUUAAAAGGCCAACCUUUGAUUUGACUUUACCCAAAGUCAGUCUUCCAGAGGCUGAUCUUAAAAUAAGAGGUCCAAAAGUCCAAGGUGGAAAGAUGGAAAUUCCAGAAACCGAUGUCUCAUUUCCAAAAGGAAAAAUUGAUGGGGGAUUCACUGUUGAAGGUCCUGAUAGCAAAGGAGGAAAGUUCAAAUUGCCUACAUUGGAUGUUUCAUUGCCAAAGGUCAACCUCCCAAAGUUUGAUCCAGAUUUGGAAACGCCAAAUAUCAAAGGACAAGUUGAAGUGCCAAGUGUAGAUAUUUCUCUUCCAAAAGGAAAGGUUGAGAGCGAUCUUGGCAUUGAAGGCCCUCAUGUCAAAGAAGGAAAGUUUAAAAUGCCACAAUUGGAUGUUUCUUUGCCAAAAGUGAGUCGUCCGGAGGUUGGUGUCAAACUAAAAGGUGCAGAAUUUAAGGGAGGAAUGAUGGAAAUUCCAGACAUUGAUGUCUCACUUCCCAAAGUUGAGGGUGAUCUUGAUAAUAUAGGACUUGAGGGAAAAGGAGCAAAGGUAAAAAUGCCAACGUUUGACAUUUCUCUGCCAAAGGUUAGCCUGCCAGUGGGAGGUGUCAAGCUGAAAGGUCCUGAACUUGAGGAAAGGAAGAUUGAGAUGCCAGAUUUAGAUAUUGGAUUCCCUAAGGAAAAAGCUGAAGGAAAAAUAGGAAUUGAAGGGCUUGUUGCCAAGGGGGGAAAAUUUCAUAUGCCCUCUGUUGAUCUUUCUCUUCCUAAAAUGAAAACUAAAAGUCCAGAGAUUAAUGUCGAAGGUGUAGAAUUUAAAGGUGGAACGGUCCCCACCCCAAAUGUAGAUUUUUCCCUUCCAAAAGUUGAAGGUGACCUGAGUCUUGAAGGACCUGAUGUUAAAGGAGGAAAGAUAAAAAUGCCAACACUUGAUGUUUCUUUACCAAUUGUCAAUCUUCCAAAGGGUGGUGUAGAACUUAAAGGUCCAGAGCUCAGGGGAGGAAACAUGGAAAUACCAGACGUCAAUAUCUCACUUCCCAAGAGAAAAGUUGAGGGUGGUGUGGAACUCGAGGGCCCAAAUGUCAAAGGAGGAAAGUUCAAAAUGCCUUCAUUGGAUGUUUCCUUGCCAAAAGUAAAUCUCCCAAAAGCUGAUUCCCAUUUGGAAGCACCAAAAGUUAAAGGAAAAAUAGAGAAACCAAGAGUGGAUAUUUCACUUCCAAAAACAAAAUUUGAGGGAGAUAUUGAUAUUGAAGGUCCAGAUGUAAAAACAGGAAAGUUUAAAAUGCCAACAGUUGAUGUUUCUUUGCCAGAUGUCAAACUUCCAGAGGGUGGGGUCAAAAUAAAAGGUCCAGAACUCAAGGGAGCGAAGAUUGAAGUUCCAGAAAUGGAUGUCUCACUUCCUCAAGGACACCUGCCUGCAGGUGUUGAUAUUGACAUCAGAGGAGGAAAGUUUCACAUGCCUUCUGUUGACCUUUCUCUUCCUAAAAUGAAAUCAAAAGGUGCAAAUAUCAAUAUCGAGGUUCCUGAUGUUAAAGGUGGAAAAGUCACAAUGCCGACAGUUGACAUUACUCUUCCCAAAGUAGAAGGAGAACUGGAUCUUAGCUCCCCUGAUCUCAAAGGAGGACAGGUAGAAAUGCCAAAAAUUGACAUUUCUUUACCAAAAGUCAAUGUUCCAGAAGGUGGUGUCAAAGGUCCAGAACUCAAAGGAAAGGUUGAAAUUCCAGACCUUGAUAUUUCACUUCCAAAGGUCGAAGGGGAUUUUGACUUUGAAGGCCCUGAUGUCAAAGGAGGCAAGUUUAAAAUGCCUAAACUUGAUAUGUCUUUGCCAAAGGUCAGUCUUCCAGAGGUUAGUGCCAAACUAAAGGGUCCAGACUUUGAAGGAAGGAAAACUGAUGUCUCAUUUCCCAAAGUUGAAGGAAAUCUGGAUGUUGAAAGCCCUGAUGUUAGAGGAGGAAAAUUCAAAAUCCCAACAUUUGAUGUUUCUUUACCAAAAGUCAACCUUCCUGAAGGGGGUUUUAAACUCAAAGGUGAAGAAUUCAAGGGAGGAAAGAUGGAAAUACCAGACAUUGAUGUCUCACUUCCCAAAGUUGAAGGUGAUGUUAAUGUUCAAGGGCCUGAUGUCAAGGAAGGAAAAUUCAAAAUGCCAACGUUGGAUGUUUCUUUACCAAAAGUCAAUUUUCCAGAGGGUGGUAUCAAACUAAAGCGCCCAGAACUCAAGGGAAGAAAGAUGGAAAUUCCAGACGUUGAUAUAUCACAUGAAAAAGGCAAAGUUGAAGCAGGUGUUGAUCUUGAAGGUCCUGGCAUCAAAGGAGGAAAGUUCAAAAUGCCAAUAGUUGAUGUGUCUUUACCAAAAGCCAAUCUUCCAGAGGGCGGUAUCAAACUAAAGGGGCCAGAGUUCAGUGGGGGAAAGAUUGACAUGCCAGACUUUGAUAUAUCAUUCCCCAAAGGAAAAGCAGAAGGAGAAGCAGGAAUUGAAGGCAAAGUUGGCAAAGGAGGAAAGUUUCACAUGCCCUCAGUAGAUAUUUCCAUCCCUAAAGUGAAAACAAAAGGCCCAGAGAUCAAUUUUGAAGGUGGUGUUAAAUUAAAAGGUCCACAAGUCAAGGAAGGAAAGAUAGAAAUGCCUGAUAUCGAUGUCUCACUUCCCAAAGGAAAAAUUGAAGGCGGCCUUGAGCUCGAAGGCACUGAUUUUAAAGGAGGAAAGUUCAAAAUGACAACGUUGGAUGUUUCUUUACCAAAAGUCAAUUUUCCAGAGGGUGGUGUCAAAUUAAAAGGUCCUGAAAUCAAAGGAAAAAUGAAAAUUCCAGAGGCUGACGUUUCAGUUCCAAAGGUUGAGGGAGAUUUUGACAUUGAAGGCCCUGAUUUUAAAGGAGGAAAGUUUAAAAUUCCAAAAAUGGAUGUGUCUUUACCAAGAGUCAAUCUUCCAGAGGGUGGUGUCAAACUAAAAAGUCCUGAAAUAAAAGGAAAAAGGAAAAUUCCAGAAGUUGACGUCUCGACUCCAAAAUGUGAGGGAGAUUUUGACAUUGAAGGCCCUGGUUUCAAGGAAGGAAAGUUUAAAAUUCCAACGUUGGAUGUUUCUUUACCAAAGGUAAAUCUUCCAGAGGGUGGUGUCAAACUGAAAGGUCCCAAAAUCAAAGGAAAAGUGCAAAUUCCAGAAGUUGACAUCUCUACUCCAAACGUUGAGGGGGGGUUUGACAUUGAAGGCCCUGAUGUCAAAGAAGGAAUGUUCAAAAUGCCAACAUUGGAUGUUUCCUUACCAAAAGUCGAUUUCCCAAAGGGGGGGAUCAAACUAGAAGGUCCUGAACUCCAGGGAGGGAAGAUGGAAAUUCCAGACGUUGAUGUCUCACUUCCCAAAGUUGAAGGUGAUGUUCAUCUUAAAGGCCCUGAUGUCAAAGGAGGAAAAUUCAAAAUGCCAACGUUGGAUGUUUCUUUACCAAAAGUCAAUUUUCCAGAGGGUGGUAUCAAACUAAAGAGGCCAGAGUUCAGUGGGGGAAAGAUUGACAUGCCAGACUUUGAUACAUCAUUCCCCAAAGGAAAAGCAGAAGGAGAAGCAGGAAUUGAAGGCAAAGUUGGCAAAGGAGGAAAGUUUCACAUGCCCUCAGUAGAUAUUUCCAUCCCCAAAAUGAAAACAAAAGGUCCAGAGAUGAAUAUCGAAGGUCCCGAAUUUAAAGGUGGAGAUAUCACUAUGCCAACGGUUGACAUUUCUGAUGCAAAAUUUGAAGGAGACCUUGGGUUUGAAAACCCUGACUUUAAAGGAGGAAAGAUCAACAUACCAACAAUUGAUGUUUCUUUACCAAAGGUCAAUAUUCCAGAACGUGACGUCAAACUAAAAGGUCCCGAAAUCAAAGGAAAAAUGAAAAUUCCAGAGGUUGAUGUCUCAGUUCCAAAGGUUGAGGGAGAUUUUGACAUUGAAGGCCCUGAUAUCAAAGGAAGAAAGUUCAAAAUGCCAACGUUGGAUGUAUCAUUACCAAAGGUCAAUAUUCCAGAGGGUGCCGUCAAACUAAAAGGUCCUGAAAUCAAAGGAACAAUGAAAAUUCCAGAGGUUGAUGUCUCAGUUCCAAAAGUUGAGGGAGAUUUUGACAUUGAAGGUCCUGGUGUCAAGGGGGGAAAGUUCAAAAUGCCAGCAUUGGAUGUUUCAUUACUAAAUGUCAAUCUUCCAGAUAGUGGUGUUAAGCUAAAAGGUCCAGACCUUGAGAUGAGGAAGAUCGACAUGCCAGACAUCGAUGUCUCAUUUCCUAAAGGAACAGCGGGAGGACAAAUAGGAAUUGAAGGCCAAGUUGGUAAAGGAGGAAAGUUUCAUAUGCCCUCUGUCGAUAUUUCUCUUCCUAAGAUUAAAACAAAGGGACAAGACAUAGAUGUUGAAGGUCCUGGUAUUAAAGGUUCCUUUCCCAAAAUAAAAUCUCCAGGAGUAGACGUCAGUUUGGAAGGCCCUGGUGUAAAAGUUGCCACCCCAUCAAUGGCAGGAGAAGUUUCAGUCGAAGGUUCCCAUAAACGUGGCACAGUCAAACUUCCGACUGUUGACAUCUCAGCUCCGAAGGUGGAUCUUGACUUUGGCCUCACCAAACCAAAAGGUGAUGAUGUGGAAGUUGCGCUUCUGAAGGCUGAAGGAAGCAGGCCUUCUUCUGGGGGAAGUUUUGAAUUGCCUAAUGUCUCACUGAAAGUCCCCAGUUUUACUCUUCCUAGGUUUAGUGGAAAGCGCAAAAGUGGUCAUUUGGAGGUGUCCGGACAAAGCUCUGAAGGUGACAUUUCUCUCGGGGCGCCAUCAAUUGAGUUGGACAGCAGAGUCAAAGGGAAACAAGCUCAACUCAAAAAGCCCCACUUUGGAGUAUCCAAAACAGAUGCAGAUGUGUCUGUGUCUUGUCCUGAAUUAGAUGUCAAUGUAAAACAGGGAGACGCGGACAUUCCUAAACCAAAUACCAAUGCUGAUGUGGAAAGUAAAGGUCGAUUCCAUGCACCUGAUGUCACUAUCAAAUUCCCAAAAUUCUCCAUGCCAGGAUUUGCUUCAAAAGAUUUAGGAAAGUCAAGUGAUGACUUUGAAGCUAAGGCGAAAGCCAAGAUGCCCUCAGUUGAGCUAUCACUUCCUGCCACUAAAUCACCAGAAUUGGAGGUUCUUCUCCCAAAAGCAGAGUUGGACAUUUCAGAAGGUGACCUGAAAAUUCCCAAAAAGCCUGUGAUUGACGUGUCUGUUCCCAAAGUAGAUCUGGCUGUCCCACUUCCUAAAACUGACAAAGGUGGUUCACAUGUGAAGGGAGAACAUACAGGUCUGAAACUGAAAAUGCCAAGACUCGAUAUCAAAGGUCCAACUGGAGAUCCUGAGCUGGACGUGCGACUUCAGAAAGGAGAGACUAUGGUGGAAGUAUCUGACUUAGAAACCAAUAGCAAAAUGAAAGAGCCCAAAGUCAAGGGUACAAAGUUCAAUAUUGGAAUGCCAAAAAAGAAAAAUGGUGGCGGUGUAAAAGUUGAGCACAAAAUAACUAAAACUGGUAUCUAUGGUCCAACAUCCACAAGCCACAAUGGACACAAAGACGGAAACAUUAAUGUCCAAAUACCCAGUCUUACAUUACCAAGUGGAAGUAUACAAAGCAAAGAAGGUUCAGCAGAAUGUGGUCUCCCAUCGUCAUCUACUACAGUCCCCAGAAUUCCAGACAUCGAUUUUGAUAUUGGCACAGCACAGGACGAAGAAGAGGAAAAAUCAGGCAAGAAGAUAAAAAUCCCCAAGUUUGGUGUUCCGCUACCAUCCCUUUCUUCCCCGGAAGGUCGGCUGGAGAUCUGUGGAACGGAGAGCAAAUACGAGGGCCCCAAGGUUCCCAAAGUAAAGAAAGCAGUUUUUGUUUUGGUGAACCCCCCUCAAACUGACGAUGUAACUUUAUAUACAGAUGACGCCAAGGUGAAGAUUCCAAAGUUCCAAACAAAGUCCACAGAAACACCAAAGUCAGGUGACGUUCCACUCAAGGGAGAAUGUCCAAGUUCACGGUUCCACUUUGAGAAAGAUUCAAGUCCUCACAUGGGCUACAAAGUUGAUGACGUGGCAGCGAGUGGAAAAGUCAAACUUCCAAAGGUAGAAUUCACUUCUCCUUAUGGCAAGAAACCUGCAGGUGACACCAACUUGGAAAUAACAACCAGAUUUGGAAAACCUUCAUUAUCAGGGAAAGACACUAAAGGGCUCCAUAUAAAACCAGGCAAGGUCUCAUUUGGAGAUUUUCCUGAGGAGUCUUCAACGGAAGUGGUCUCACACCACUCCAGAACGGAAAGGCUUGAACGUGACAUCUCUGGAUCGCCAGAUGAUUUUACCAUGAAAUUCAGCUCGACAAAGGUUCAAUCCUGGAGCGAGGAAGACACUAGAGGAGACAUCCAAGGGAGAAAUUCUCCUCCGUGGUCCAAGGCCCCCAAAUUCACCCUCAAGCCACACUCCACAGGCUUCCUGCAGAUCACGCCGGAGGGGUCUCCUCAGGCUCAGCGGCUAGGAGAGCUGGGAGGUGAGGCCGUCUCGGGCUCAUUCUGCCUGCGCACCUCCGACGUCACAACAAGAGAAGUGUCCUCACUGGGGGGAGGAGCCUCAGUUACCAUGGUGACAACGACCACCAGGACGACGCGGCACGCCAAAUCAACUGGGACGACUGCGGGAGACCCGGUGGGGACCACUCAGCCGCCAUCAGACCUCUGA
Nerophis lumbriciformis (worm pipefish) is the source of this 11565-nucleotide messenger RNA. The record is from RefSeq and is a predicted model, not a curated record. NCBI's taxonomy places the organism in Eukaryota, Metazoa, Chordata, Actinopteri, Syngnathiformes, Syngnathidae.